This is a messenger RNA of Staurois parvus, 320 nucleotides long. The record is from the annotation of a GenBank genome assembly. Lineage: Eukaryota; Metazoa; Chordata; Amphibia; Anura; Ranidae.
GCAGGGUUCAGGGGUGUGCUACUUACAGAGUGCAUACUUCAGGAGUGCACUACGUACAGACAGCAGGGUUCAGUGGUGUGCUACUUACAGAGUGCAGAGUUCAGGAAUGCACUACAUACAGAGUGCAGGGUUCAGGAGUACGCCUCAUACAGAGUGUUGAAUUCAGGAGAGCAUGAUGUAAAGAGUGCAGGGUUCUGGAGUGUGCUGCAUAUAGAAUGCAGGGUUCAGGAGUGCGCUACUUACAGAGUGCAGAGUUUUGAAAUGCACUACAUACAGAGUGCAGGGUUCAGGAGUGCGCCUCAUACAGAGUGUUGAGUUCA